Drosophila willistoni is the source of this 1347-nucleotide messenger RNA. Its product is annotated as glutaminyl-peptide cyclotransferase. Bases 14 to 1069 code for a protein of 351 amino acids. NCBI's taxonomy places the organism in Eukaryota, Metazoa, Arthropoda, Insecta, Diptera, Drosophilidae. Gene Ontology annotation, molecular function: glutaminyl-peptide cyclotransferase activity; zinc ion binding. The record is from RefSeq and is a predicted model, not a curated record. The transcript has a single exon.
UCAUAUAGCGACAAUGACUCCUCAUGUAGUCCUCUUAGCAUGUGGUCUAUGGAUUAUAUCCGUCAUGGCCACAGAUCAUUGGAGAGUAGGACUAUAUGGCAGUAUACACUAUCAUCCCAAAGAGUUGACGGCCCAUGAAGUGAAACAUUUUGCCCAGCUAACAGAUGUAAAUCAUUUGCAGGAGGCAGUCCAAAGGAUUGCCAGAAAACGUAAUGUAAAUGGCAUCGGACACAAGUACAUAAGAAGAUAUAUCAAGCAAAGUUUAAAAAAAUUGGACUGGCUUGUGCAAGAGGAUACAUUUGUGACGGAUAAUCCUGGGGUGGGUAAAGUGAGAUUACAUAAUAUCGUUGCCAAGCUAACACCCUACGCCAAUCGUUAUUUAAUGCUGGGAUGUCAUUAUGAUGGAAACGGCUAUAAAAAGUCAACAGGUUCGGCCAUAUCAUGUGCCAUGCUCUUAAAUAUUGCCCAUGUGCUGCAGAAAGAAUUCAAAAAAAUUCAUCCAAGACCCUGGGAUAUUAGUUUAAUGUUGGUCUUUUUUGAUGGCAAAGAGGCCAUUGGAAGCCAGAAUAAUAUUCUACAAGGAUCUUAUCAUUUGGUCAGGCGAUGGGCCAGGAAUGGUUUCUUAGAUAACAUUGAUUUGUUUGUGCCAAUCGAUUUGCUUGUGACUGAUGAAGAUAUACAUUUCCCCCAUAUGAUACGUUCAACAGUCAUUUGGUAUUUACGUCUAAGACAAUUGGAGAAUUUACUUUAUCACAAGAGGACAAAGUAUUUUCAAGCUAUAACCGUGGACUUACCAGAAAGAAAUGAUCAUAUGCCUUUUCAUGCGGUUCACGUUCCAGUGUUGCCAUUAAUCACAAUACCAAAACCGCUAAGUAUGAGGAAAAUAUCUAAAAAGGUUGACUAUACGGCCAUUGAGCAGGUGUCCGUAGUUUUGCGAUUGUUUGUCCUUGAAUAUUUGCAAAUCAGCAGCAAACAAAAGUCAGGAGUGAACGAUGGACAAGUUGUUUUAUAUCCUUGUCUCAGUUUGAUUCUAACUCUACUGGCUGCUACUAGCCUCUGGCUUGCCUAAGCUAACUCAAAUUUCACUGAACUAAACCAUCUACCACCGGAGAGCUUCUCAUAUUCCAGCACAUCCCAGCACAUCCCAGGCCAGGGCAGGCGAACCACCAUCGUCAUCAUCAUCAUCACCAACACCGGAAAAAAAGGACCUCAGGCCACACCUCAGAUGAAAUUUAUGUGCACAAAAGUUAAUUAAACUUGAGCGUAUAAUAAAAGCAAAAAAGGCCGAGGGAAAUAAUAAUAAAACACAGAAAAGUGUACAUCGGCAUUAGCAUAUCGCCGACAGCA